Anopheles stephensi (Asian malaria mosquito) is the source of this 1577-nucleotide messenger RNA. RefSeq names its product WW domain-containing adapter protein with coiled-coil. The transcript is spliced from 4 exons. Bases 295 to 1335 code for a protein of 346 amino acids. Lineage: Eukaryota; Metazoa; Arthropoda; Insecta; Diptera; Culicidae. The record is from RefSeq and is a predicted model, not a curated record.
AUUAGCAAAAAAAAAGGACCAAUCAAAACCACGAAAGCGAAAGUCGCGAUUGUUUUGGUGCUGCUUCACAAGUGAGCAGGAGCAAUUUGUCUCCAUCUGUGAUUUAGUGAAAAAUGCGCCACUAAGCGUUACUUCCGCCCGGGCGCCAGGAGGUUGGGAGUGUGUGAGCGUGCGCGAGUGUGAAGCACCGAAAGCGGUAAAGUUCUAACUCCACCCAAACGCAACCACACCACAACGACGACGUCGACCAGGAGGACAAAGACAAGGGCUAGGAGGGCUUUCCAGUCCAGAGCGAUGGAGUGUGACGAUGCGGCCGUCGAACGCCAGAAGCUAGUGUCGAACGAUGAGGAGGACGAUCAGAACACCAUCACGAACCUUUCCUCGAGCGGGCAGGCCAAAUCCGUACAGACGCCCAUCUCACCCGUUCUGAGCAACAAGCUGUUUUCCAGCGGCGAAACUAGCCGAAGCCAAAACUCUACCAGCUACUCCCUCGGGAAAGGGCUCGCGAACGAUGCACCGCUGGCCGCAAAAGUCAACUACGUUAACGAACGCAAAGCGCAGGAUACAAAGCCGAAGGCGAAGAAAAUCCAACGAGAGCUCACACCGACCGGUGGUAUUCCGAUCACCACUACUACCACCAAUACCAACACAAACACCAUCACCACUGCCACCGCGGUUGGCACAGCCUCCUCUUCCAGCACUAGUAGCAAUCUCCCGGACGGGCCGAUCGCCGCACCACCGUCGGUGACCGUUCCGCAUGCCGGCAGCGUACCGCGCCAGCUCCAAUCUCCGCCACCACAGUACCAACGCCCGAAACCGCCGGACUCGUUGCCCUCGGCAACUAGCAGCGGUGUUGGGGGUGCCGGUAGCGGUGGUGGUGGUGGUGGUGGCGGCGGAAGCGGUGCUACCAAACUGCGCCACCCACCGAGUGUGAAUCCUGUGUCGUCUGCCUCGGGCAGCUCCAUAACGCUCAAUGCAAAAUCGCACAAUUUCUCAUCCCGUCCACUAAAGCACCAUUCUUUUAUAUCAGAGGUACCCGACGUGCGGCACAUGGAGCGAGCGCUACUAGGAUUGCUGGAGGAUUUCCAUUCCGGCAAGCUGAAAGCUUUCGGUUCCGGCUGUACGAUGGAGCAGAUGACGAGCAUCCGCGAGCAGCAGGAAAGUUUGGCCAAACUACACUUUGACCUCGGCACAGAAGCAUUUACCGGUGGCAGCAAUAAUCCGAACACCGACAACGAGCUGCAAGCGCAAAGCAAUAUGAAGAAGCUGGUGCACAAGCUGGAACAGCUGUCCUUCUCGAUCGAGAAGCUUCAUUCGAGCAAUGUGGAAAAGUAGAGCCACCGCGGCUCGGAUGUGUGGACCGAGACUGACCUUAACGACGGCGUUGUUAGUCUUUAACCGAAUUAGGAUAAAACUACUGUGGUAGCGGGAAAAUCCAGGAGGCUGUAUUACGAACGGGAAAAUCGUAACAUAGCAACGGCGCAACCAGAGGGACAGAGCGAGAGAGAAGAUAAUUUUACGAUGCGAAUGAAUAAUGUUUUGUACAUUUUGGGAAUAAAACCACAAAUUUUAUGUUA